Molecule: messenger RNA, 915 nt
Organism: Trypanosoma rangeli
Lineage: Eukaryota; Euglenozoa; Kinetoplastea; Trypanosomatida; Trypanosomatidae
Exons: 1
Coding region: 1-915 (304 amino acids)
Source: RefSeq, a predicted model, not a curated record
AUGCACGUGGAUUCGGACGAGGAGGCUGCUGCCGCGUGUACGGCGGGGGAAUGGAGAGCCUUGCAGACUCCUACAACCGCACAUCUCUCGAACACGGCCUUGGGGAAUAUUGCCACCAAAUUACGCGAUCUGCGGCAGGAGCUUGUCAGCUUUGAUGAGCGUGUGCCGGAGGUUGUCACCUUCCGCGUCGACGGCAAACUCUUCUCGGUCCAUCGCGAAUUGCUGCGAAAUGAUCCGCAGUCAGUCCUCUUCCUGAUGACAGAGUCAAGGUUUCGGCGCGACGGAGAUGGACGUCACGUGAGUGACGUGAUUGAAGUUCCAGGCAGGGACGCAACUCUUUUUGGCAUGUUAAUGAACCUCCUCCGCGGUUAUCGGAACCCCAUUCCGGAGGCCUACCGCGAGGCUUGCGCUGCCGAGGCGCACUUUUACGGCUUGGAUCACUCGUGGGAGUCGCGGUACCCUGUUGCGGCUGUCGGUCCCUUUCGCCCGCUUACGUGCAGCGACAGACUUUUCUCAGAUGUGGUGUGCGCAGCGGCGAGCCCGUUCUACUCGAGCGGUCUGCACUGUAUUACGUUUGGCAUGACGCGGUGUGAGACACUGGCGGUGGGGGUUGUGGCUGAGGGCGCUCCGCUGAGAUGGAUCGACAGCAUUGGUCGCUGCGAGGGCUUGGCCCUUUACUGGAAUGACGGGCGGGUGGCGCACAAUUUUGGUGGCCUUUGCACGGAGAAGACUAGCUGCGCGUUCACCGCCAACGCGGUGGUCAAAGUCAACUUGGAUUGUGAGGAGAACAUCGUGCGAUGGUCACUGGGGGGUGAGCAAAGUGUGGCCGUGGUGCGUCUUCCACCAGAGGCGAGUUUUGCCUUUGCCGCGGUGCUGGUGAGGUCUUCAGAGGUGCAGAUAUUACACAGCGCGUGA